Messenger RNA from Penicillium roqueforti, 1233 nucleotides. It is a transcript of the gene flbB, whose product is annotated as protein flbB. NCBI's taxonomy places the organism in Eukaryota, Fungi, Ascomycota, Eurotiomycetes, Eurotiales, Aspergillaceae. Bases 1 to 1233 code for a protein of 410 amino acids. Gene Ontology annotation, cellular component: RNA polymerase II transcription regulator complex. The transcript has 4 exons. The record is from RefSeq and is a predicted model, not a curated record. Gene Ontology annotation, molecular function: transcription cis-regulatory region binding; DNA-binding transcription activator activity, RNA polymerase II-specific.
AUGGUAGAAGAACCGCAGACCCCAUCGAACAAAGGCUUCGGUGCCGAAAUAUUUAAGAUCUUCGGAGGAGGCGGCAGUGGCAGCGCCACAAGUGGUACCGGGCCGAAGAAGACCACGCGAGAUGGCCAGCAGCCCAAACGUCGCGGCCCCAAGCCGGAUAGUAAGCCUGCACUCACCAGGCGGCAGGAAUUAAAUCGUCAGGCCCAGAGGACACAUCGCGAGCGAAAGGAACAAUACAUAAGAGCGCUGGAGACCGAAGUAUCGCGGUUACGAGAGGCCUACACCACAGAGAUCGCAGAGGCCAACGCAUCAAUUCAACAACAUAAAGAGAUGAUGCAUUCGAUACGAGAGGAGAACGAAAUCCUGAAGGAAAUUCUCGCAGCGAGCGGAAUCCAAUACGAAGCGGAUCUAGAGCGCCGCCGGGCGGAGCGCCCACCGAUGAUGUCCUUCCAAUCCCCUGUUACUGUGGCUGGCAGCAGCAAUGCGUCGCAGAUUGCCCCUCUCGCCAACUCGACCAGCAACCCCAACACAACCCCUGCAACCACGAUCUCAUCCGACUUGAGCCCCCGCGCCAAUGGCAUGGAUCACUCCUCGAUCUCGCCCCCAAUCGGAUAUGCGCCCCAACAGCAAGUGUACCACACGAGUGUAGGCGGGCAUUCCAUGAGCAUGGAUCAUUCAUCGUGCGCACCCGUCGAUACUAUGCAGCCCAUGCCAGUUACGCGGGGAGGUGUCUUCGAAACCGACCCCCAGUUGCAGGUUGACUUUAUCCUAACACUCGAAGGUCCCUGUCGCGAACACACAGACUACCUCUGCCGGCGGUCGGUCACAGAAGCCGACGACGAAGACAUGCCGUUUUCCGGACACGCCCUGAUGGCAACGUGCCCACCGCCGAGCUACAUUGCGAAAACGACACCCGAACAACCAUACCCGCACAAGGCGCCGGACCUACCGCAUGCAAACCUCAGCACACUCCUCAACCUCAGCCGACAGCUCGUGACAGAAGGACAGAUCACGCCCAUCAUGGCGCUGCAGUGUCUCAAGAACCACGAUCUGUACCCGACACUGCGGCGCGACGAUAUCAAGAUCAUUAUCGACACGCUCAACACUAAGGUCCGCUGCUACGGCUUCGGUGCUGUGGUCGAGGACUUCGAGUUGAUAGAUUGUCUGAGCAGCGUGCUCGGCACCAAGGUCGAUCUCAGCAUGUCUGCGCCCGAUGAUUCGAUGUAUGGUUGA